This is a messenger RNA of Dermacentor andersoni, 2520 nucleotides long. RefSeq names its product PHD finger protein 24-like. The record is from RefSeq and is a predicted model, not a curated record. Gene Ontology annotation, molecular function: calcium ion binding. Lineage: Eukaryota; Metazoa; Arthropoda; Arachnida; Ixodida; Ixodidae.
AAGGCUGUGCCGCGGGGGGCGGCAGUCAGCGUGGGACCGCGAGUCCUACGAUGAGCCGUCCAGCCGGCACGUCCACGAGCGACGUACUCUACACGAACGCCGAGAGGGCCUCGCUCAACGAACGCUGGUCCCAGCCGUCGGGCUCGCAGCGGCGCAAGUUCUUGAACAAGUUCGGAUCGCCUCUAGGACGCAAGCGCCGUCGCAAGCACCGCGACCCGGCGGGCGACCACUCGCCGGGUACGACGGAGCCUGCAUCCAGCCCGGACUAUCUGGACUACGAGCAGGACUUGCCCAUCGUUCGCGUGGGAAAGCCACUGUGCGAGGUGUGCCACUCGCACGGUCACCACCCGCCCCACCCGAAGACGCUGCUCGAGGACAUGCUCAAGUGCCGCAUAUGCGGGAACAGCUACCACCUGCGCUGCCUGCGCGCCGCCGGACUGCCCAAUCAGCCGCGAGGGGCACUCCUGGACCGCCACGCGUGGUCCUGCAUGAAAUGCGAGACGCUGGAGCUCCUGCUGAGCGACGCCGAGCUGCACAGCGCGCUGGACGCCGUCGGGAUGGACGCCCAGCAGGCCACGGCCAGCGCGCUCACGUGGCCCUGCUUCCUGGCGCUGCACGAGCGCCUCUACGCGGGCGCGCGCGACGAGCAGGGGUCGCUGCCGCACGGAGUGGUGGCCCUGCUGCGCGAGGACUUCGCGCGCUUCGACCGCGACCACGACGGCUCCAUCUCGUGGGCGCAGGUGCUCACCCGCUUCGUGCUGCAGGUGCUGCGGCAACGGCACACUGACAAGGACCUGGUGUCGUUGCUCAAGCCCGCGGAGGUGCGUCUACUGAAGGAAGAGUUCGCCCUCCGGGACACCCACAACGGUGGCGCCAUCAGCGUGGCCGACGCGAGGCGUGUGGUACACGAGUGGCGAGACCACAUGGCCCUGACCACCAGCGUGGAAUUUCUCGUGGACCGGAUCCGCGCUGCCAGUGACCAUCCGGACCCCGACAGGCACCUUGGUGACGUCGACAGAUUUGUGACGUGGAGCCGCUUCCUGUGCGUCAUGGCGCUUCCGGUGAUUGCCGCGCGCCCAAACACGUGGGGAGGGCCCGACUACGUGGCCUUCCUGGAGGACGACCACGUCGGUCUUCUCGGCUCGAUGCGCUUCCCGCUGGACGGGGUCUCCGAGUCCAAGAGCCCGGCAGCGACGAGCGCCGAGUCCGAAGACGAGGACUGAGAACUGCGCCUCGGCGACUGUCUUAAAUUUCCCGUCUCGAAAGGCGGCGUGCGUUAAGGCUUUGAGGACCUUUCUUGCGAACCGGAAGAAGCGAGGACUUUGGAUGGCGCAGGUUCGGCAGUGACGUCGUGACGUCACUUCCUCUUCGUGACGUCGCUUGCAUCACUGUGACCACUUCUGAUCCCGAAAACACAACGUUUCUAACCUUACGCGGUAACAAAAAAAGAAAAAAACUUCAAGGCUGGUCACGGGAUGACGUCAUCUGCUCUGCAAGUUCCAGAGGGAUAAUGCGGAACAAUUUCUAUUAGCGAUGAUCAGAAUAUGACGUGGCUCUGUUCGAGGCUGUUAGCACAAUAUUUUGCUUUAUGUUUUGUACGGGUUCAUUAAGAUAUCACGCCGCAAGUAAUGUGAUGCUUCGUGUUGAUCAGUUAUUGAGGCGUUUUAUUGCUGUCUUUUUCGUCACCGGAUAACCUGUUCAUAACAAAUUGCAACUCACGGCGAGCGAUUCACCAAUCGAUCACAGUCAAACACGAUUGGUACACACGGAUGAUAUGAUCUUACUUGAAUAGCUAUAUUCGAUGUGCGACAAGAACGUUCAGGAGUUCUAGGUAAAGUUUUGCAGCGACGAAUAAAAUAAAAAGAACCUUCGACCGUCUACAAGACAAGUUUGUUGUCGAAGUCACUGCGUACGGGGUCUGUUUAUAACAAAGAGCAUUGACAAUUACAUUGCGAAAGUGUGUCUACUUCUUUUUAAAGUUUACCUUCAUUUUCUAGAGCUCACGUUGCCUACCAAUAGGGCAAGUUCACUCUGAAUCGAGGAAAGUAAAAAGAAAAAAAAAAGAAAGAAGAAAACAAGAGUCCCCCAUUGCGGUGUACGUUUCAGUAUUACCCUACGUAUUACAGCGAAACCUGUUUAUGAGGAGUUGAGCACACAAUAGCGUUAAUACUUGACUUAAAGCCGAAAAAUACCGAGGACACAAGAAGCAAGACCAGACAGGACGAGCAACCGGACAGAACGAAGGAAGACCACACAGAGCGCUCGUCCAGCCUGGUAUUCUUUUCUUCGUCCUCGUUUUUCUUUUUUUCCGCUUUAGGGGAACUAGGAAUUCUCACAAACUCGUCCAAAUUACAGUUACAGUAAUGUCCGUCGCCCGAUGUCGCUGGGCACCACUACAAUCUACCAGAAACGAAGCCAAUCUACAAUCUACCUAACGAAGCCUAACACAGUGCCGUGGAACGCCCACGUGAACUGUUUCCUGUUGAUGGUAUUCAAUAAAAAUAUGGCUCGUACUCACUA